Messenger RNA from Cherax quadricarinatus, 811 nucleotides. Lineage: Eukaryota; Metazoa; Arthropoda; Malacostraca; Decapoda; Parastacidae. The record is from RefSeq and is a predicted model, not a curated record.
GAUGGGCGAUGGAAUCUACAGAGGUCACAUCAUUGCUGCUGAGGAAGUGUCACGUGUGAUUCCUGAGGAGUACCGUCAGAAAGUGAGGGUUCUGGAUGUGGCCGCUGGCACUGGCUUGGUGGGCCAUCAACUGUACGAGAGAGGCUUCAGGAACAUAGAUGCAUUGGAGCCUUCGGAAGGAAUGAUGAGGAUCCUUAAAGACACUGAUAUCUACACCUUCAAGUAUCAGGAGUUUAUCGGAAUGGGGCAGAACACAGUCCCUCAAGAUACCUAUGACGUGGUAGUAAUUGCUGGCGGGAUGGGUGAAGGUCACGUCCCUGUACAAGGCAUCGAUGACAUGAUUCGCUUUUCCAAGCCAGGUGGCCUGGUGAUAAUUGUGAUGCGGCUGGAGUUCCUGUGGACCGUAGAGGAGUACAAAGAAAAACUUGAGGCUCAUAUGGACUAUUUAGAGGAGAAAGGAAAAUGGCGCAAGGAAAUGAGGAAAGUCGUGCCAAAUAACUUUUUUGACAAGGCUGGAGUGGUGUUCAUCUAUCGUGUCCUCUGAGCAACCAACAUCCACUCGGCAGACAAGGCUGGAGUGGUGAUCAUCUAUCGUGUCCUCUGAGCAACCAACAUCCACUCGGCAGACAAGGCUGGAGUGGUGAUCAUCUAUCGUGUCCUCUGAGCAACCAACAUCCACUCGGCAGACAAGGCUGGAGUGGUGAUCAUCUAUCGUGUCCUCUGAGCAACCAACAUCCACUCGGCAGAAAUUAGUGACUCACAUAAAUCCCUCUCCAUGAGCAAAUCACUCGGGACGGAUGAGUUGUUUGCA